AUGGAGAAACUUGCUGAGUUCCACAAGAAGGAAAUGGUUCAUGCGACAGUUGUGGCUUGUGGCUUGUUCGUUGUUCUUGCCGCCAGGGAUUCAGCAUCAUUUCUCUCCUCUAACCUGUUGAUCCAUUAUGGAGAAAAAGUAAGAUUUCUAUCUUAAUUAUUCUUCAACAUGUAUUAUUUUUAAAUAAUGCAAGAGAUAUGCAGAAUAACGAGUAGUACAAAAAGUUUAAUAUAUAAGGAAACUGAUUGAGAAAGCUGACAUAUUUGGAAUAAACUUGCCAUUGGUCCACCCACGUAGAGUCUCGGUGCAUGCCUUGCACACCAUGUGUGGGGCCCAAGCUUUAUCCUGGUCAUCAAGUUUAAUACCAAAAUAAGCGUGGUAAGCAACUUUAUGCUUUGCCGCACCAAUUUAUGGAAGAUUUCGAGGUUUUAUGAUUUCAAACUGAUCCCUUUUCGACAUAAUCACCCAGAACUAUUGGACCUGAAUACUUCUUGUCAUUAAAAUAAUCAUUUCCAAUCAAAACAAUUAUUCGACAUGGUAUUUUACCCCCACCAACUUCUUCUAAAAUGCUCCACACAAGCGUACAUGUGAACAAAAACGUAAAAAAACAACAUGUGGCCAUAGCUCAAAAACUUGACCUGAUUGAACAAAACCAAUGUGAUUUUUGGAUUCAGCGCAUCAGAUUCGUCCUAAAUCAACUGAAAAAACACAGACAACAAAUUUGUUGUUGACCAGUGAUUGUACAGGCAGUCAUUGUGCCUAGGAUUAUUACCCCUAACUACACCACACACGGAACAAUUAACAAAGGACCUUGGACUUUAUUACCCCUAACUACACCACACACGGAACAAUUAACAAAGGACCUUGGACUUAUUUGUAAACGGACCUGAAAUUUAACAGAGUAAAAGUCAAGUGAAAGAAAUCGGGAAGUCUCAAAAGCAAAGCUUUCUAUAUUCUGACCUCCUAAACCACACCUUAACCAUAGCUCCCUCUCUUUCCCUCAGUAGCAGCAAUGCUUAGCUUUGGAAAGCCAAGUGUGCAAUGCUGUCCUGCCAGCCUCUGCUGAUUUUCAUCAUCAUCAUCAUCAUCAUCAUCAUAGCUGUCUGCUGCCUUCCCAUAGUUGAAAGUAUGCUCAAGGCAGCUUACCACAUAAAAAGAUUUACAUAAUUAGAAACAUAACAAAAGUCAUAAACAGUAAAUAAAACACAUCAAAAAGUACACAACCAAACCAAGCAAUUUCCACAUAAGUUAUAAGUUACAAGUUAUGUUCAGAUUUUUAUUUAGGUUGUAAGUUAUGUUCUUUGUUUCUGCAGAUAAAAUCAAUAAAAUAUAAAUUAAAAAGAACAAAUCGGUCUACUGCUUAAUGGUAGAAAUGACAGUUUAAGGCUGGAGUUGCCUUUUUUGGCCUUUUCUUUCAGCUCUCUCAAGACCCAGCCUUGCUAUAUAGUUUAUCUUUCUUAUCGGGCCUCAUCGGCCAUUUUAGUCCCAGGCUUUCUGUAUAGUGUAUCUCUAUAAUGAGGUCCAGCUCUAGGUUUGAUUAGUCAUGGCUCCCUAUAAAUGAAAGGGGGCCCUAGGGCAAAAAAUUGUAAAGGCUCCUCUUGAUCCUAAACACCCUGUUUUCUGUUUCCUAAGAUGAAGAAGAAAAGGCUCAUGGAUUGGCCAUUUCAGCACCCCUGUCUGCCCCCCUCGAAAGAUCUUCUCUGGCUCCCUCAGCCUCGUGCUCUGCUCCCUCAGCAGACCAGUGCUAGGAAAGAAGGUACACCCAAGCAAAAGGAGGCUAACAAGUGGAUUGUCAAUUUAAUGCUAGCUCACUUGAAUACCUUGGAGCAGGCAUCCCCAAACUCGGCCCUCCAGCUCUUUUGGGACUACAACUCCCAUCACCCCUAGCUAACAGGACCAGUGGUCAGGGAUGAUGGGAAUUGUAGUCCCAAAACAGCUGGAGGGCCAAGUUUGGGGAUGCCUGCCUUGGAGGCCAGACCCAGCAGGAACCCUCUGGUUGUACUAGCCACUCAGGCAAGGAUCAAUCCAGUUUUCAUUUCCCGAUGGAAACAGUGCUUUGCCUGGGGAUGGGGUUCUUCAACUGCAGCAGUCGUCUCCGCUCGCUGCAUGUGAGCAGGUCUGGCAGCCAUAAUGGUUCCCUCUGGGGUCAAUACUCGACCACCUGUGCAUCUGGUGUCGGAGCAGACAUCCUGAGGUGGCGUCUUCAGCUGCUGCUCUUUGUGACUCUUAGUCUGGAGUUGGGGCAAUGCCCUUUGGAGAACCUUUGCCCCCCAUGGCUUUUUGUUUUUUUGCUUCCUUCUGCCAUUUUGGUGACGGGAUUAUGUGAGUUUAUUUUCAUUGCUCUUUCGAGAGCACGCUAAAAAUACAAAGAAAUGAUAAAGAAAUGAUAAAGAAAUGAUAAAGAAAAAGGAUACAAAGAAACAUUGCUGUUUCCAACUCUCUCACAGUACUAGAUUUAAAUAAGACAAACAUAUCUUGUUGCCAUGUGAACUUUGUGUGACACACUAUCUUCUCAGUUCUUUAUUCCAUAGUGGGCGUACCUCCACCGUCACUCUUACCAUGGAUCUCAGCCAUUCCCUUUUCAGCUGGCAUCAACACCUGUGAACCUCACAAGCAUAUGCAAGGUUUUUUUCAGUAUAUGCCAGCACAUAACUUUCAUGUCUAG
Messenger RNA from Podarcis lilfordi (Lilford's wall lizard), 2665 nucleotides. The record is from the annotation of a GenBank genome assembly. Lineage: Eukaryota; Metazoa; Chordata; Lepidosauria; Squamata; Lacertidae.